CCCAUCUGAUGUUCUGAGGUCGCUACACUUUGUGAUCGAUAGAGGGUGCUCUAUAUUUAUUUCAGGUGGGCGACCGACGAAGAAGCUGUACUUACCAAUCAAAGACCAAGGACAAGAGCCACUUCCUGUUUGUAGCUUCUGAUAUGCGCGUGUGGACGACAGUGCUUGUGAUCAGAGACGGUUCAUGAAGUUAUAGAGCAUCGAUGCAGUGAUAUUGUGUUAUAUUAGUUUAAAUCAUGAAUAUUCUCAAUCGCUCUAAGAAACUGGUAUCGUCGGUGUUAAGAAGUAGCGUUUUAAUGCAGAAAACAUUUGUUUUGAGAAACGCCUGUUCUGUUCCCAAAGCUCGUUGUCUCAAUCCGUGUUUGCCUCAAAGUUUUACGGCACGUUUAUCCUCAUGUCGGCACAGGUAUCAUGUAACGUCAUCCACCCAACACCUAGAAACACAAAGGCUGUACUCAGAGAUGCGCGGUGACAACAGCAAUUCAAAGAGGAGCACUGGCAUGUCUCAGGAGGAAGGGCUGGACAGGGACAACAGAGCCCCUGAGACUUUCACUCUUGACGUGUUGGUGUCUCUACUGCGUCAGGAAAAUGCGGUGGACGUCUGUGUGAUUAAAGUACCAGAGCAGAUCAAAUAUACAGAGUACUUCAUCGUUGUCAGCGGUGUAUCAACGAGACACCUCCGCGCAAUGGCACUUUAUGCCAUCAAAGUGUACAAGUUUCUGAAGAAAAAUGGAGCUCCGAAUCUCAAGAUUGAAGGGAAAGAUGCAGAGGAUUGGAUGUGUAUUGACUUUGGGAAUAUGGUUGUUCACUUCAUGCUACCAGAGACCAGAGAUGUGUAUGAACUGGAGAAACUCUGGACUCUCCGCACGUAUGAUGAGCAGCUGAAGAACAUGCCCACUGAGACGCUACCAGAAGACUUCAUAUAUGAUGUUGAAGUCACAAAGUGACAAAUCAUCUGAGCUGUGUGCACAGAAUUAACUACUUCUUUGUGACUUUGUAUGCAUCCUCACCUAUCCCUGUGAGUAGAAAUAAAAGGUGUUUUUUUUUGUCACUUAAAUUAUAAAAAAGCAAAUAUUUUGUGUUUGAAAUUGAAAGGGAUUGAACAGCAAUACCAUAGGAAUCACUGCCCCCAUCAUAUUGAUUCAUCAUAUACACCUUUAUUCAACCAUUAGAGAGCAUCAGGUGGUAUUUGUAUAAUAACAGUGUACAGUAUAUGUUUGAUACGUUUUUGACGAUGCUGGAGAAAAUAUGUAUGUUUUAAAUUUAACAUAUUGUGGUUAAAAAAUAAAUUAUUUUAAACCGUUCUAGAUAUCCUCUAAAUAUUUUCUUCUUGUGACUGGGUUUUUUCUCAGAAACAUUUACUGCAACUGCAAUAGUGAAUUUGAAAUGUUUAUUAAACUAUAAGUACUCAUCGCUGGUCCUUUUUCUCUUGUUUCGUUAAAAUUGACCUAAAAAAUGCAGUGGCGAUAGAGAAUAAAGCAUGACCAUGAAUAAAAUAUUCAAGAA
Messenger RNA from Anarrhichthys ocellatus (wolf-eel), 1506 nucleotides. It is a transcript of the gene malsu1, whose product is annotated as mitochondrial assembly of ribosomal large subunit 1. Gene Ontology annotation, molecular function: ribosomal large subunit binding. Gene Ontology annotation, biological process: negative regulation of translation; negative regulation of ribosome biogenesis. The transcript is spliced from 4 exons. Lineage: Eukaryota; Metazoa; Chordata; Actinopteri; Perciformes; Anarhichadidae. The record is from RefSeq and is a predicted model, not a curated record. Gene Ontology annotation, cellular component: mitochondrion. Bases 237 to 947 code for a protein of 236 amino acids.